CUGGGACGUCCUGUCGAGGAUGCCUUCGCGCUUCGACAAGCAAAAGGCCUGCGUCCCGUGCGCGGAUGCAAAGCGACGCUGUGACAAGGCUCUGCCCGAGUGCCAGCGCUGCCUGGACCGCGAUGUCGACUGCCGCUACCCGCAGCCCAAGCGCCGGCGCAGAGACCUGCCGGCAGCGGCACAGCCUGUGCCCACAGCGGCCGUCAAUGCCACGGCUGUUGGAGCAUCAGGGCAGCCUGUGUCUGUCCCAGCCAGUGCUGAGCUGGUCGGGUUGGACCCCAGCGCCGUCUUGCUCAACGACUGGGCCUUGUCUUCGCAGUCUCAGCACCUGUCCUCGACGAGCCCACCCGAUCCUCUGAGCACGACAGACAUGAUAAGCCUGGACACGCCAGACUCUGGUUUCCCCUCGUCAGCGUCACCUUCCUCCUUGGCCACCACGUUGCCAUGGUUCCUCCAGCCGCACUCGUGGACAACCCACCACAGCAACCACGACCCGGGCUGCGUCUCUGACAUCGAGCUCGAGCCCUCCAUCGAGCACAUCAAGCACAUGCUCCAAGGCUGGCUCACCCACGGCCACAGCCCCUUCAUCCACCGCAAGCUCUACUCCACCGGGCCCCUCCCAGACUGCCUGCAAGACGCCUACGCCACAUUGUCAGCCUAUACCCACCGCACCUCAGAGACACGGGACCUCGUCGUCCAGAUCGCAGAGUCCAAGAUGGCCGCUCUCCUCGCCCGCGAGACAGGCCAGGACAAUCCCGCCCUCAAUGGUAACGGCAGUGGACAAAGCAGCAGCAGCAGCAGCACAGCGAAGGACGUGAUUCGCCACCUGUCCCGCGUGCAGGCCCUGUUCGUGCACCUCUUCAUCCACCUCUUCGACGGCUCCGUCCGGCAGCGCAGCAAAGCAGAAAAACACCUCCCUCUGCUCCGCGAGUGGGUGCUCGACAUGUACACCUUCGCCCAGCGCUACAAUGGCGACGACCUACUCAAUCCCGUCCCUGAAAGUACCAUACCAACAAGCACAAACGGGGAGCUGGACCUGUCCCUCCUCCCGCGGCAGCAGGGGCCACCGCAUCGCCCUCCACGCGUCAUCUGGCAUUUUAAUUCCUCCACUCUGGCUGCCGAGCUGGACGACGACGCCCGCGCUGAGUUGUGGCGCGCCUGGAUAAUCACCGAGAGCGUGCGCCGGACGUAUACCGUCGUCGACACCGUCGUCAACGUGUACCAGAUCAUGACCCAGGGGUGGUCAGAGUGCCAGGGCGGGCUGUCGUUCACGGGGCGGAGGGGCGCCUGGGAGGCUGAGAAUGCAGUCAGGUGGGCCGAGGUCAUUACGGGUAAGGGUAAGAGCAGCGGGAAUGAGGUGCCGUUGCUGGUGCCAGCGCUCAGGCCCGAGGAGGUCAUGGCGCAGUGCUCGGCGGGGGAUGUGGACGACUUUUCCAUCAUGUGCUGGACUUUUAUUGUCGGGAGGGAUAAGUUGCAGAGCUGGGUUGAUCGGAGCGGUGGUCGCUGAUCGAACUGGUAGAGUAAGGCUCUGUUUGCCGUGACAUAGAGAGAUCGCGAUCAUGACACUUGCCUGUAGACGGGGAAAAACCACCUGCCCACGCAAUUAUGAAAGCUCACAGCUGACCAUAGGGAUUCGUGGGCUAAAAAGAACGAAAGAAAUUAGUCAAAAUUGUAACGAACUCUUCAAACCAAUUUCCAUUCACAGUCC
This is a messenger RNA of Microdochium trichocladiopsis, 1708 nucleotides long. RefSeq lists its product as uncharacterized. Gene Ontology annotation, biological process: regulation of DNA-templated transcription. The record is from RefSeq and is a predicted model, not a curated record. The transcript has a single exon. Gene Ontology annotation, molecular function: zinc ion binding; DNA-binding transcription factor activity, RNA polymerase II-specific. Bases 20 to 1507 code for a protein of 495 amino acids. Lineage: Eukaryota; Fungi; Ascomycota; Sordariomycetes; Xylariales; Microdochiaceae.